This is a messenger RNA of Penicillium antarcticum, 456 nucleotides long. RefSeq lists its product as uncharacterized. The coding region runs from base 1 to 456 and encodes 151 amino acids. Lineage: Eukaryota; Fungi; Ascomycota; Eurotiomycetes; Eurotiales; Aspergillaceae. The record is from RefSeq and is a predicted model, not a curated record. The transcript has 4 exons.
AUGGGGAAGAAUAAGAAGGCCAAGCCACUGACACAGGAAGAGAUCUGGGAUGACUCUGCUCUACUUCAGUCCUGGGAUGAUGCUGUUGAGGAAUACCAGCUCUAUCACAGCAUCCACGCCAAAGGUGAAAAUGUUGAAGAUGUGUUGAGAGAGGCAGAGGAGUCUGGCCUUGUUGUUGAGGAUGAAAUUAUCGAGGAGGAAGUCGAUGUCGAUGUCGCGGAGACUGAUGCUAUUCCCGAUAACGAGAACACGUCGAUGAACAUCGAUGAGCCUGCCCAGCCUUCGAAUGGUCCCGGUCCUGAAGUUUCUACAACCGCUCCACCGAUGCCUCAUCCAGCCAUGGCUAAUGUUCAAGAUGAAGCGUUGAAAAACCUGAUGAUGUCCUGGUAUUACGCUGGAUACUAUACAGGCGUCUACGAAGGCCAACAGAAAGCAACCCGUGAGAAAAGUUCAUGA